AUGUGGUUCAUAUUAGGCAUACUUCUUGUGAUAUACUUUAUCCAUCAAGUAUUUACUUCGGUCUUACCUCAUUAUUUCCUAGUCCCCUCACAGAAAUGGCAAGAUGCAAUUCUCAAAGUAAUCAACUAUGACAAACCAAUAUAUUUAAAAGUUAGUCACAAACGAUCAAGUUUUAGACGUCGACUUGUAUUGGCUAGUGAGAUACCAUCAUUUUAUACAAAUUUUGUCAACAACAAGUUGAAGAUCUCACCCAGAGAUAUUGCCAAUAAAGAUCAAUUUAUGCAAGAAACAAGAAGAAGAGACGUUAAUGACUCUAAAAGGAGAUUAUUGUUUGGAUUCUUCCAUCCAUAUGCAAAUAAUGGUGGCGGCGGCGAAAAAGUCUUGUGGGAAGCAAUUAAAGCUACCCUUGAACAGGAUGAGAGGAACAUAUGUGUUGUUUACACCACAAACACUGAUGCCGAGCCAUUGUCGAUUUUGGGCAAAGCAAGAGAUAAGUUCCAAGUUGAGGAUUUGGACUACAAGCGAAUUGUAUUCAUUUACUUGAAAAAUUUUGGAAAAUUGAUAGAUAGUUCUUAUUGGAAACAUUUAACCAUUGUGGGGCAAUUAUUUGGUACUUUUUUAUUGAGUUUGGAAGCAGCUUUUGAACUUUCACCCGAUGUAUGGGUUGAUACUAUGGGAUUACCAGGAAGCUAUUUUGUAGCGUCAAUUGUUUUGAAAAUUCCCAUAAUUGCUUAUGUCCAUUAUCCAAUCUUGCAAGAGAAUAUGUUCAACAAAUUGAAAUACAGCCACAUAUCUGACGUCACAAAAGUUAGAAGCAAAUCAGAUGCAUUUGAUUACGCCAAGUUGUUUUACUGGUCUGCGCUUUAUUGGCUUUAUGUUUACAUUGGUUCGUAUGUUGAUGUAACCUUAGCUAAUGGGUCUUGGACUUUUGAACAUAUGCAAAAGAUAUGGACUUAUAAUAAAGCGUUGGGGAAGGAGAUUAGCAUACUAUACCCACCAUGUGGAACUGAAUACCUCGUAAAUGCAAAAGUUGGUAACAGCACAAGAACAAAUCAACUUUUGUAUUUGGCACAAUUUCGCCCUGAGAAACGUCACAUAUUGGUUUUGAAGGAAUAUCAACAAUUCCUUGUAAACAACUAUCCCAACCUCACAUCUCCCAAAGCAAAAGUGCCUACUUUGUUGUUUGCUGGGUCUUGUCGCACAAAGGAUGAUACCGCGACAUUGGAGUUUUUACAACAAGAAGUAAAGGCAUUGAAACUUGACGGGUUUGUUGAAUUUGCAGUUGAUUGCUCAUAUGCUGAAAUUGUACAUUUUCUUUCAACUUGUAAAUUUGGGCUCAAUGCCAUGUGGAAUGAACAUUUUGGGAUUGGUGUGGUUGAAUAUGUUGCAAGAGGUUGUAUCCCCAUUGUUCACGCGUCAGCGGGUCCGCUUCUUGAUAUUGUAACUGGUGAGAAGAUUACGGACUGGGCAAAUGCUACUGGUUUUUUCUUCAAGUCAUUUGCUGAUCCCGACUUUGACCCAUCAUUGCAAACAACAAAAGACAACAAGGAAAAGUAUUUGGUGUUUGAAGUGAAUGGGAAGAAAAAGGAGUUCCCCACAUUGGAGCAACUACUUUCCACUAUGUUUGUAACUGAUAGACUGCUUAUCAGUGAUGAGACAUUGCAAAGAAUGAGAUCAACUGGCCAACAAUUAGUUGUGGAUAAAUUUUCUAACAAAAUAUUUGAAGACAAAUGGAGAAAACACAUUGAAAGAGCAGAAUCACUUGAAAAAGAAUAUAGAGUAGAGAGAAGAGGGAAGUUGGAGAGUGUAUAUUAA
Lodderomyces parapsilosis is the source of this 1815-nucleotide messenger RNA. RefSeq names its product alpha-1,2-mannosyltransferase (gene ALG11). The transcript has a single exon. The record is from RefSeq and is a predicted model, not a curated record. Gene Ontology annotation, biological process: protein N-linked glycosylation. Lineage: Eukaryota; Fungi; Ascomycota; Pichiomycetes; Serinales; Debaryomycetaceae. Gene Ontology annotation, cellular component: endoplasmic reticulum membrane. Gene Ontology annotation, molecular function: GDP-Man:Man(3)GlcNAc(2)-PP-Dol alpha-1,2-mannosyltransferase activity. Bases 1 to 1815 code for a protein of 604 amino acids.